GAAUUGCUUUUACCUCUUAUAUAUAUUUUUUUCUUAGUGUUUAACACCGUUUAAGUAAUAUUUAUUUUUACGUAGUUUUACUUUAAUGAUAAUCGUAGUUACUUCUUUUUUCGAAGUAUCUUGUAAAUUAAGUUAAAAAAAAUCUACUCUUACGUGAUGUAAACUUCACGGUAGCUGAAUAAAAUUUAUAUUAAAUAUUGUGUAAUUCAGUUCUGAACGAUUUUUAUUAAAAAUAUAUAUUUAUCUUUUCCGUUUCCAAUCAUGUGCUCAAGAUCAUUGUUAGUAUUAUUAUUGAGUAGUGUACUUUUAAUGUUGGUGCUUCCUACAUUCUGUGAUGUACUUAGUGAAUCAAGUUUUAGCUCAGCCAAAGUCCGUGUAACGGAACCAACAGAUUCUGUUGGUGUAAAUGAUUCUUGCAAUGAUGAUAUUGCAUGUUUAACAAUGGCUACUCAAGACAGGGUAGGUUUGGAAGCAAUACGGUCAUUACAUCGACAACUUGAUGAUGAUGCUGAUGGUGCUAUUGAUCUUUCAGAAUCUGAUGAUUUUUUACGCGAAGAAUUAAAAUACGAAAAAGGCGCAGAAAAACGCCAAAAAGCAUUUCAUCAAAAUGAUGACAUGUAUAUUUCUGUUAAAGACUUAUGGGAUGCUUGGGUGAAGUCCGAAGUACAUAAUUGGACUGUUGAGCAAACUUGUGAUUGGCUUUCUACAUCAGUAGAACUGCCUCAAUAUGUUCCUAUUUUUAUAAAAUAUAGAGUGACCGGAGCACAUCUUCCUAGGUUAGCUGUUACUAAUAUGCAAUUUAUAAAUAACGUACUCGGAAUUAAAGAUCCAAUUCAUAAGCAAAAAAUUGCUUUAAAAGCUAUGGAUGUUGUUCUAUUUGGGCCUCCCAAAGAUAAUGUGACACAUUUGAAAGAUUUAGUUUUAAUAACAUUAUUGUUGGGAACAUUGAUUGGUUUUUGGUAUGCUUACAACCAAAAUAAAAGUUCAUCACAACAUUUGAAACGUAUGAUGAGAGAUAUGGAAAGUUUGCAAAAAGCUGAAACUGCUCUUGAAGAUUUACAGAAAGAACUUGAAAAAGCAAAACAAGAACAAGAAUAUGUUACUACUGAAAAAGCAAAUUUAGAAAAACAAUUACAAGAACAACAAAUUAAAGAUGAAAAUUCCUUAAUUCUGAAAUCAUCCUAUUCUGAUUUAGAAAAAAUUUCUCAACUCAAAAAUGAAGUUGAAAUGUUAAGAAAUGAAUUGGCUAGAGCAGAAGGUGAAUUAGAUGACCGUUGUUGGACACCUCCACAUGGAUUACAACAAUGGUUGCAACUAACUCAUGAAAUUGAAAAUAAAUCUUAUAUUAAAAAGAAAUUAAGUGCAGAGAAACAAUUACAACAAGCAAGAGAAGCGUGUGAAAAAUUACGUAAGAAAAGAUCUAGUUUAGUAGGUGCAUUUGUAUCAACUCAUGGAAAAUCAAUUGAUGAUGUCGAUCGCAGUAUUGUGGAAGCAAGAACAUCAUUAAAUGAAGUAACCCAAGAGCUCGCAGAAAGGGUACAUCGAUGGAAACAAAUUGAAACUUUAUGCGGAUUCAACAUAAUAAAUAAUAAUGGGCGCAUGAGUAGCCAAGAUGAUCUUGAAGACGAUUCCAGUCAGUAUUCAGUUUGCGUGGGCCCAGGGACGUCGUAUCAAGACCUUGGUGCUUGUGAAAAUUCCAGACAAUGGCGGGACAACGGCCAGGACUCGUCAGAGGGCGAUCAACCAGAAUGUGUGGACGACGAACAAACUCGUUUCUUAGAUACAAAACCUUGUUUCAUACUCGGCGAAGAAACAUGUGAUGUAAAACAAUCUCAACAAAGUAUUCAAACAUCUGAAACAAUGUUGAAAUCACAUAAUCAUAAUCUUGACACAAAUCAAUCCACAUCUGAACAAGUUGUCGCUCCUGAUAUAUUCCGCCAUUCAUAUUCAGAUUCUAGUUUGGAUCCUAAGCAUAGAAAAAUUUCAAAAGCAACUAGCCGUACUGAUGCUGGCCCAGUAUCUCCAACAACUAGUGAUGUGUCUGUGAAACGCAUAAAACGACACAAAUUAUUCCCAAUAUUUUUAUCAGCUAAAAGUAAAACAGCUAAAACCUAUCAAAAUUCUGAUUCCCCAAAUUUAAGUAAUGACAAGACGUUAAAAUUAUCAAAACAAAAAUCAUAAUUUUACUCAUUCCUUUCUAUAUGUUGCUUGUAUAUAAUUAUGAUUGUGAUAAACAUGAUUUGGGAAUGUUGAAAAGUGAUUUAUUAUUGGUGUGAUUGUUAUAAAUUAUAACUAUUUAUGUAUCUAGUUUUAGACUGAAUUAUGCACAAGACAAGUAAUUCCAGUUAUUGUUUUAGAUAAAUUGAAUGUAUAUAAAUUAAUUAUUUUUAAUAAAUUUUAAUUUAUAAAGUUUAUAGAAGGUGCCUUAAAAGUACUUAGAACUGUUAAACAGUACUUAAUUCAUGAAGACAAAAAAUGAAUUUCAUUUUUUUAUAAACCUUUUUGAUGUGAUUGUUAAACUCAAGAACAUUAUUUAUAGGACUGAACAAUGUGAAUCACAAAAUAGAUCAAAUUAUCUAUUUUGUGAUGGAAUUAAGCUAGACAA
Sipha flava (yellow sugarcane aphid) is the source of this 2605-nucleotide messenger RNA. It is a transcript of the gene Stim, whose product is annotated as stromal interaction molecule homolog. NCBI's taxonomy places the organism in Eukaryota, Metazoa, Arthropoda, Insecta, Hemiptera, Aphididae. The transcript is spliced from 13 exons. Gene Ontology annotation, cellular component: plasma membrane; endoplasmic reticulum. Gene Ontology annotation, molecular function: protein binding; calcium channel regulator activity; calcium ion binding. Bases 262 to 2181 code for a protein of 639 amino acids. The record is from RefSeq and is a predicted model, not a curated record. Gene Ontology annotation, biological process: store-operated calcium entry; activation of store-operated calcium channel activity; intracellular calcium ion homeostasis.